AUGGCUGGCCUGGACUUGCGACCUGACUUACAAGUUUAUAACAACGAUACCCGUACGGUGGCGGUGGUAGACUUGGCCAUUGCGUUUGAUCAGCAAGACGGUGAUGACUCUUCCUGCUCAGGAUUGGUUGAGGCAGCUGUGAACAAGACGACCAAGUAUGCUGGGAUCAAGCGUCACCUUGAGCGCCAAGGGUGGAAGUAUACCUCUCGGCUAUUGUUUACGGCUCUCUGGGCUCGGUGGCGUGUUAACGGAACAUCUGGGUCUGCUCAUGAAGGACGCAAAGCGGCUGGACAGACAACUAUCGACUGCUUGUAUUCAGUCCAGCCGCCGCAUAUGAAAUUUGCACUGUUCCCAGCAUCGUUUACGUCAACAUCAAGUCCGCUCUUCGAUCACGGGUUACGUCGGACGACACAUUUCAACUUACGAUUCACGACGACUUUCGCGACAGGGUGCCACUCGGGUCGGGCUUCGCGGCACUUUGGGCAGUCGGAUACUGCUGCAGUUUCUGGUGCUUCUCAAGGUUUGGCGUCACGGGGCAUCCGGGUGAAGGAGGGGGGCCGGAAGGACUCCGUCCCACAUACGCCACCGCUAGGUGGUAUUGUUCUGGCCUUUGCUGGCCGAAAGGGCCCCAACCAUGAAGUGUACCGCCCUGGGGGAACCCAUUUUGGUGUUUGGCGACGAUUCAUAUCAUUCGUCAAGCUUCACCCGCAUAGUGUUUGGUACGGAUCAUCCCAUAUUGGACACCAGACAGAAAAUAUAUUUUUUAUAUUAGUUAACAGGUUUACCGGAUGGUAG
Messenger RNA from Peronospora belbahrii, 795 nucleotides. The record is from the annotation of a GenBank genome assembly. NCBI's taxonomy places the organism in Eukaryota, Oomycota, Peronosporomycetes, Peronosporales, Peronosporaceae.